This is a messenger RNA of Penicillium verhagenii, 981 nucleotides long. RefSeq lists its product as uncharacterized. Bases 1 to 981 code for a protein of 326 amino acids. Gene Ontology annotation, biological process: iron-sulfur cluster assembly. Gene Ontology annotation, cellular component: cytoplasm. The record is from RefSeq and is a predicted model, not a curated record. The transcript is spliced from 2 exons. NCBI's taxonomy places the organism in Eukaryota, Fungi, Ascomycota, Eurotiomycetes, Eurotiales, Aspergillaceae. Gene Ontology annotation, molecular function: iron-sulfur cluster binding.
AUGGCUCCUUCAUUCGUAUCCAUUGAUACGAACGACUCAGAUGUCUUUAUGACUCCUGCAUCAUCGUCAAAGUCGGUCGACGCACCUCGAACCCUCCUCCUUGCUCCCCCCUCCAUCGCCACUCAAGAGGAUAAAUUACGAGCCGUUUUCUCCUCCCACCCCCGCACAACCACAGAUCUACAAAUGCUCGAUCGCCUUUCCGCUGGUGUCGUCACACUACCAUCAAACACAUACGAUCUCGUCCUUAUUCUUACCGAUUCCGAUGGCUCACGCCGCGCCGAGUCUCUCCAGCUACUUACCCGUGAUGUAUACACCGCACUUGUGCCGUCUAUGAAGUCUGGCGGAAAGCUCCAGACAGAAGAUAAAGCUCUUGAUGCCUCCGAGGCAAUGGAGGCGGUUCUGGCCGGUCUCGUGCAGAAUGCGACUGGCUUCGAGAAGCCUAAUUAUGAACAAGCAUCCGCUGUGCCAUUGAAAUUUGGUCUCAGAAAGAAGAAGGCUACACCUGCAGCUGCAGCUCCCGUUCAAGCUCCACCUAUUGGAUUACAGUUUGGAAAUGGAUUUGGAUUCGAUGGCAUGGAUGGAACCAAUAAUGACGGGAACGAUAAUGAUGAGUUGAUUAAUGAGGACUCUCUUCUCAAUGAAGAGGAUUUAACGAGACCCAUUAUGCCGCCCCCAGAGUGCCAGCCUAAGACCGGUCGGAGGAGGAAGGCCUGCAAGGAUUGUACUUGCGGUUUGGCCGACCGACUCGAGGCCGAGGAUAAGGAGCGUCGCGAGAAUGCCGAUAAGAGUUUGAAUGUCAUGAAGUUGAAUACAGAUGAUCUGGCUGAGCUCGACUUUACUGUGGAGGGCAAGCAGACUGGAUCCUGCGGAAGCUGUGCUCUUGGUGAUGCAUUCCGUUGCGCAGGUUGCCCAUACUUGGGUCUACCCGCAUUCAAGCCCGGACAGGAAGUGCAGAUCCUGAAUGACGUCGCUCAACUGUGA